AUGCAGCCAACACUAACAAGAAAGGUUCGCCUGAUAUACACGGGGAAGGAGAGUGAGACAUGCGCUGAACACUGGACAGAUGCCCGGCGGUGUCAGGCCCUGGAGACAACCACAGAAGGCCUCCGCCUACAAGAGCCCUUACGGCCCUCAGUACGUGUACCCGGAACGAGGGAGAUGAUUUGAGGAAAGUCACUGACCAUAUCUGCAGGUACAAGGUGCCCUUCAACAUCAUCGGCAUUGACAUGACCCGCGCCGUGAGAUAGUACGCUCCCCGAACUCACAGCACGCGCGACGGACAUGCUGACCAGUGUGAAAGUGGUGGCCUGGCCGCAGGCUUUGGUGGUGUCGCCGGCGUCUUUGCUCUUUUCUUCUUCGAUGGCGUGCCGAGAGUGCAGAGGGUGGGUACAAACAGUCGAGUUGAAAGAGAUCGGACGCUUACAGACAGCAGGACAUCCUCCAGAAGAUCCCCUUCAUCGGCAACUUCUUCGUUCACGAGAUUCCACCAGAGGACAAUCCGUUCUAG
Messenger RNA from Lecanosticta acicola, 523 nucleotides. NCBI's taxonomy places the organism in Eukaryota, Fungi, Ascomycota, Dothideomycetes, Mycosphaerellales, Mycosphaerellaceae. The record is from the annotation of a GenBank genome assembly.